This is a messenger RNA of Blepharisma stoltei, 537 nucleotides long. Lineage: Eukaryota; Ciliophora; Heterotrichea; Heterotrichida; Blepharismidae. The record is from the annotation of a GenBank genome assembly.
AUGGCAUUAAAGAAAGAGCUGUCCACACUUUUUAGCCUUUUAACGUCUAAAGCUCAGCUUCUCCCAGUCAAAACGAAAACUAGGGCUUUAAAAGAUAUCCAAACGAUUUUUAAAGACUACGAAACAAUAGAAAAUGCAGCAAUUCUGGAAGAGAUCAAGACUAGAGCUAAUAAUAAGCUGAUAAUUAUGGAAAUGUCAGUCCCAGACGAGCCUGAAGAAAAGAAAACUACAUUUGAAAUCCCUGGGGUCAAAAAGUUCCACGUAAAGGACGGAAAAGUAGUAGAAGGAGAAGCCCCACAGAAGCAUGCGACUGAUUUUUCUAAUUGAUACGCAGGAAAUGUUGACCCCAGUGACCUAAAAAGACACAAAGAACUGAGAGAUAGGAUGUGCUACUUUGGGCCGUUUUGGGAAGGACGCAAAAGAAAUCCAAGCAUCCUUGAUGAGCCUGCUGGGGUUUACCCAAAAAUGGAAAAAGAAGAAAAACCUCCAAGAGACAUAGAAAUGGAAGAAAAUAAUUUUGAGCUGGUUAAACGAUAA